Cydia fagiglandana is the source of this 1911-nucleotide messenger RNA. RefSeq lists its product as uncharacterized. The coding region runs from base 196 to 720 and encodes 174 amino acids. The transcript has 5 exons. Gene Ontology annotation, molecular function: calmodulin binding. NCBI's taxonomy places the organism in Eukaryota, Metazoa, Arthropoda, Insecta, Lepidoptera, Tortricidae. The record is from RefSeq and is a predicted model, not a curated record.
GAGCGAAACGGUCGCGCACUCGCCGGCGUGCGUUCUGAAUUCAAAAUCUGAAGUGACGUUGUGUGUUGUGAUACCGGUUUUUGGAUUUGUAAGCUGCCAGUUAUAUCAACCAGUAAACUAUGUUAUAGCCGCUUUUAGUGAACGACAGUGUAGUGAGCUUCCGUUAGUUUAUUAGUGUACUCGAGUGCAAAUAAUAUGGGGUGCAAUACCAGUGCGGACGCGAAGGCGGCUAAAGAGGAGACCGGGCAAAAUGGAGCUCAGGGGAAAGAGAGUUCUGAAAAAAAUAAUCAGAAUCACACGAAUGCUGCGCCGGCGAAGGGUAAAGACGACAAGAGCCCCACCGAAGAGGAAGCAGCGACCAAGAUCCAAGCAGCGUUCCGCGGACACCAGACCAGGAAAUCCAUCAGCAUGAAGACCAGCAAGCCCCAGCAGCCGCAGCAGCAGCAGCAAGAGCCGGAGCCCACCCGCGCCGAGCUGGAGGCGGAGUUUCGUGCUGAUGACAAAGACCUGUGCAGCGCCGCCACGAAGAUCCAGGCAUCGUUCCGUGGCCACCAGGCGCGCAAAGUCACCCAGGCGGAGAAGGACAAAGAACUACAGGAUUUGCAAGAUAAGGAAGACAUAGAAAAGAUCGACCUCACCGAUCCUAACCUGAACAAGGCAGCCACCAAAAUACAGGCCUCGUUCCGCGGCCACAAAGUCCGCAAGGACGUCCCCAACUAAGGUGACCAUGAGUCUCUGGCUUCAAGUCUCGGCUUUACUUUCUCCUGAACCACUGCGUCUUCAAAACUCUCUUCGACGAGCUUUUGUGUAGCUUUAACGUCCUGUUGUAGAUGAAUUUCAGAUUUCUGAAGGUCAAUUUCAGAUUUCUGGUUAUUAUGGUUACGUAUUCUAUCUUAGUUAUUAUUUAACUCGCUUUAAGGAUUUUUAUAAAUAUAAUAGUGCAUUCACUGAAUCAUAUUACAGACUACGAAGAAUACUCGAAAGGGGGUUUCGAAUUAAGGAAAAUGGCGAAAGAGUAACUUAGUUUAUAAAUUUUACGGUUUUUGCUGUUUUUAUUGAGCUUAAAUUCUAAAAUGACAUUAACUACAUUACAGCAGCAUUAUUUCAAUUAUAUAUUCUUUAUAUUUCGAGUAUUUUAAUCUCAUGUAUGAUUUCAGGAAUUGACCUUCAGUUUCAGUGGGAUAUUUACUGAUAAAUAAAUAUUUGGGGACAAUCAUACAUAAAUCGACCUAUUUAGCCCCAAACUAAGUAUUUGUACUGUGUAUGGGUGAUGUUAAAAGAAAGCUUGUAGAACGAGGGAUUUUGAUUAUUUUUUUGUUAUUUGGGUGGUUGGAGUCAGAGAGCCGUUUACUAGUUAUAUAAUGAGUAAUUGUGAACGAUAUGUCAAUUCGUUACUCAUAUGUAUCACUAUGUCAAUUUUUACCCUUAUACUAUCUUCUAUUGACAUUGAGUUGACGUGUCUCAUAAAUACCAAAGAGUAGAAAUAAAUCGGAAUGAAUUGAACUAUUUAUAAUAAAUUAUGUAAUAGGACCUCUAACUGUCCCGUCUUUUCUUACUAAACUUUUGGUAACACUACUUCGCGAAACGAUAUUGAAUUUCAUGCAUUUUGCUUUCUUUUGUAACAUUCCAGUUCUUUCAAUGUUUGUUGAAGAUGUAAGAUUUUAUUUUAGAAUAAUGUAGAGUAAGAUAUUUAAAUAGUUUUAGCGUGAGACAAACUGCUUUUUUUGUUAAGAAUAUUAACACUUUUUAAGAUAUUUGGUUUAAAGAUUUGUUACUCCAUUUUCAAUUCUUAUUGUUAUAUGUUUUAUCUGUUUCUCAUCGUAUUUCUAUACCGCUGAUUGUUCCUGUAAAUUGCUGGAAAAUAUUAGGAUUUUUGUUAAAUAAAAUAUUUAAUAUUCGCCUAUGAUAAUA